CACUUUCGCCGGCGCCGAUGACGGUUCUCGUCGUCGUCGGCUCAUUGCCGUCUGCGCUCCAACCACCGACUUUUUUUCCCGUUUGACCGUGAGUGUGACACAUUACGCACUGAUCCACGUGCUUUUCAUCAAGGAAAGUGUCUCGAUAGAGAAACAGAAAAAAGUGUGGAGCAUAGAGGGCGCGCUUUCGCAAUGAUCUCCCAUGUUUGUUUCGACCACGUGAUCGAUUAUAUCGAUUAUCGAUCGAAGUGAGAGAAACGACGCUAACCUCGCGCGAGACAAGCACAAAGUGCGUAAUCGAAGCUAGUCUGGUUGUCGCGAGACUCAACGGAGUCACGUUGCUUUUGAUUUACCUCGUGACGAAACUCGAGCAGGGGUUGACGCUCUUGGAGGCCUUCGUGACGAUAAACCGCGGUCAACCGUGGAGGUGGAUUUCGGUCGCUGUCUUCGUCUCGAUCGUUUGUUAAGGGUGACAGAGGAAAACCGAGAGUGCUCCAAGAGAGGGGGAGAGUAAUUCUAGUACGAAAGCGGGAGCGAGAAAGCAGAAGGGAGGAGGACGCUGCGUGGGUGGUGGGAGAGAGGGAAAGGUCGGCAGUGGCUCGCGAGGGACUACUCGUAUUCCGAGGACUGUUGUUUUCGGCGAACUGCUAAGAAACACUCGUCCACGCGGACCGGCCUUACGUGUAUUCUCCCUUUACGCAUUCUUUUAUCGUGCGAUAAUAACGCUUUGUGAAGAUUGAAAAUUUUCUAUCAGUGAUAUUUCGAUGUUUCGAACGCGAUCAAAAUUGUGUUUUACAUGUGUUAUUCAAAAUUGUGAAACGUUAAUUGUGUGACAUCUUCAUCAAUUUCUGAGGUUAUGAAUGGAAAUAUUCCGAUCAACUUUUGGAAUUAAUGGUUUAUUAUUUUUUUCUCGAAGUAAUUAUUAGAACUAUAAUUUAAAUAUGUUUAUCUAUGCCCUCGAAAAACUAUUCAUUUUUCGUAUUCUUAUUUCGAGAGUUGAAAUAUUACGUCAGUGAUUUUUCAUAGUGUUCGUUCGAGUUCUCUAACGAACUGGAAUCGAUACGGACUGUGUAUCGAUAUUUCUAACAGACGAUCGCUCGAAGGAUUGACACGUGUGUGGAUUGAUGGACGAGAAAUCUUCCGUAAUAUUUGAAAGUGGACAGUGAUUCGAAUUUUUUCGUGAUAUCGAGACAGUUCGCGUUUUUCUUCGAUCGAAUAUUUACUCGCUGGUGAUUGUAAUUCCUCGAUGGGACGCGAUUACGAGUCGUUAGCGUCGAAAUCGAACUCGCGGCGCGCGUAAAGUGAGUGAUUAGUUCAGAGUAUCGCCGCGAGGGCUUCCAUUGCAGGUGUCACGCCGCCGCAAGACAUUGACCGUGACAUUCGAGAGACAUCCGCGCGGAGAUACAGUGAAACAUAGCGACAAAACCGAGUGAGUCAAGCAUCGUUGGUGACUGAAGUAAAUAUUGUGCUUUUUCUAUCGUUCGUGUCUCGAUCUACGCCGAAAUUGAGUGUCGUUUCGGUGACUCGUCUACGAGUGGCUGGCUAUUAAUGUGCUCGCGUGUUUCGUGAAUGAAGCCGAUCGUAACGGUCUUUCGCGAGAGAUUUUCAAGUGUAAUCCCGUGACCCGCGGCCGCGGGUGAAACGCAUUAAACGUGGCUCACACAGGAAGGGACAGAACCGCCGAAAUCCAGGCGGAAGUAAGGAGUGCGAUCAGGGUACUUCAUGGCUGGUGCCCCAGGCCGCCCCAGGGGCACCGUGGUGACACGGUUUUGAUGUCACCACAGUCUCAAAUGCGAGGAAAUCAUAGAAACGGAGGACCAACGCAACAACCACCGCCAGCAACCGUCGUAGUCAGUUCAACGUCCAGUAUGAGACCACCGCCACCGCCUCCGCCCCCCCGAGCUAGAGCGUCCAACGAGGGUAAGGGCCACCACGAGGAGCCUACUAGUUCUAUUCCUGAUCUCGAAUUCGACGGGACCACAGUAUUGUGUCGCGUAUGCGGGGACAAGGCGUCCGGUUUUCACUAUGGAGUACACUCCUGCGAGGGAUGCAAGGGAUUCUUCCGGCGCAGCAUUCAACAGAAGAUUCAGUAUCGGCCCUGCACCAAGAAUCAACAGUGCAGCAUCCUGCGUAUCAACAGGAACCGCUGCCAAUAUUGCCGUCUCAAGAAGUGCAUCGCUGUCGGAAUGAGUCGUGAUGCGGUACGAUUCGGCCGUGUGCCCAAACGUGAGAAGGCCAGGAUUCUGGCUGCUAUGCAGCAAAGCUCCCACAGCCGAUCUCAAGAGAAGGCAGUAGCGGCCGAGCUGGAGGACGAGCAACGGCUUCUGGCCACCGUUGUGCAAGCCCAUCUCGACACAUGCGACUUCACCAGGGACAAGGUGACACCGAUUCUGGUCAGAGCUCGGGAAACGCCUAACUAUACCGCCUGUCCGCCAACCUUGGCAUGCCCCCUGAACCCUAACCCCCAGCCGUUGACUGGCCAGCAAGAGUUGCUGCAAGAUUUCUCGAAGAGGUUCUCGCCCGCGAUCCGUGGAGUGGUAGAAUUCGCGAAACGCAUCCCCGGAUUCAGCCUGCUGGCGCAGGACGAUCAGGUGACGCUGCUCAAGGCGGGCGUUUUCGAGGUGUUGCUUGUCCGGCUUGCUUGCAUGUUCGACGCCCAGACGAACAGUAUGAUCUGCCUGAACGGGCAGGUGUUGAAACGGGAAUCCAUCCAUAACAGCAGCAAUGCUCGUUUCCUCAUGGACUCGAUGUUCGACUUCGCCGAGAGGGUGAACUCGUUGCGGUUGUCGGACGCCGAGCUCGGCCUCUUCUGUUCCGUUGUCGUGAUCGCCGCCGAUAGGCCGGGAUUGCGCAACACCGAGCUGGUCGAGCGCAUGCACAACAAGUUGCGGAACGCCCUCCAGACAGUUCUCGCGCAGAACCACCCCCAGCAUCCGGACAUCCUGAGGGAGCUGCUGAAAAAGAUCCCCGACCUGAGAACCCUCAACACCCUCCACUCGGAGAAACUGUUGGCGUUCAAGAUGACCGAGCAACAGCAACAGAUGCAGGCCCAACAGCAACACCAGCAACAGCAGCAGCAAACGCAGCACGUGAUCAAUGCUCAACAACCGCAGCAGCAACAACAACAGCAACAACAGCAGCAGCAGCAGCAGCAGCACUGGCCUAUGGAGGAGGAGCCGGCGGCGUCCUGGGGCUCAGCCUCGGACGUUACCCUGGACGAGGCUGUGAAGAGUCCUCUGGGCAGCGUGUCGAGUACCGAGAGCACCUGCAGCGGGGAAGUCGCCUCCCUGACGGAGUAUCACCACGUGGCCCCGCCCAGCGGGCACCACGCGUCCAGCGCGCCCCUUCUGGCCGCCACCCUGGCGGGCGGCCUCUGCCCCCAUCGCCGACGGGCCAAUUCGGGCAGCACGAGCUCAGGGGACGACGAAUUGCACCGUGCCUCCCUCUCGAAAACGCCCCAACCACCUCAAUGCCCCCGAUUCCGCAAGCUCGACUCGCCGAGCGACAGCGGGAUCGAGUCGGGCACCGAGAAACCGGACAAGCCGGCGAGCAGCAGCGCGAGCAGCGCACCGACCUCGGUCUGCUCCAGCCCCCGCUCCGAGGACAAGGAGGUGGAGGACAUGCCGGUGCUGAAACGGGUGCUUCAAGCGCCGCCCUUGUACGACACCAACUCCCUGAUGGACGAGGCGUACAAGCCCCACAAGAAGUUCCGCGCCCUCCGCCAGAAGGACAGCGCGGAGGCCGAGCCGGCCGUGAUCGUGCAGCACACGCAGUCCCAGCUCCAUCUCCAUUUAACCUCGCCGCCGGCUCGAAGCCCGUCGAACCAGGCGCAGGCGAGCCAAUGCCCCCAGACGGCGAGCCUGUUGAGCAGCACCCACUCGACCCUCGCGAGAAGCCUGAUGGAGGGGCCACGGAUGACGGCCGAGCAGUUGAAACGCACCGAUAUCAUUCACAAUUACAUAAUGCGGGGCGAGGCGAGCCCGAGGUCGCCGAACGCGUCGCCCUCGCCCGCGGAGCAAUGCGCGUCCACCACCACCAUCACCGCGCGAUCACCCCAAGGAUCUCAAGGACUGCUGCAGUGCGCGACCAGCAACUACUCGACGACCAGGUGGCCGGCCACGUCCGUCAUCACGACGACGACGGGCGCCCGGCAGCAGCAGCAGCAGCAGCAGCAACAGCAGCAGCAGCAGCAGCAGCAACAGUCUUCCUCGGACUACCUCAUGGUCGGCAACUCGCCGGCCUCGUCGCCAAGGUACCUGUCCGCGGCGGCGACGAGUAGUACGAGCACGAGUCCACGGCCCGCCUCGAGUACGGCGGCGACGCUCGUGUUGUCCGGCUGCCCUAGCAACAUGAUGGAGCUACAGGUGGACAUAGCGGACAGUCAACAGCCGUUGAACCUGUCGAAGAAGUCGCCGUCCCCGUCGCCCAGGCCGUUGGUAGGCCCGUGCAAGGCGUUGUCCCUCGAGGCGUAGUGGUCUGAUGAACGGGUCGUAUGAACGUGUCUUGUCGCUCGUGACGGGUGAUGAUGAUCGGUUCGUUGUAUAUUCCGUAAACCCCGCACGAUGACCCUGGACGACAGAGCGCGACGACGACAGCGCGCUUCGCAACAAGAGGAGCGGCUCACCUAUCGAUCGUAUCGGCGGUUAACGAAUGCAUGCAUGGUGUGUUCCGUCGCGGCGUGAUCGCGAGAGGAGGAGGGAAGAAAGGAAAAGGGGAAGAAAGAAAAAUUGGUAGAUCAACGACGGGUUGGUUGGUGGUGUGUAACAAAAAGUUGGUGUGUCGCGCGCCACGUCGUUCCCCUCCCGAGACACGGAGUGAGAAUGGAAUGGAAGGACGAGGAAUUUAAAAAAAAAAAAAAAGGAAAAGUGCCAGGACGCUCGGAAGCGCGUGAUAAACCAAAUAAUUUAUUAAUUUAAACAUUAACUAUCGAUAUAAAAGAAAUUUGCGCGAGACACACGAGGGAGUAUAUAUGUAUAACACAAUGGUGGCCAGAUGGCGGAACCGUGAAAGUUCUGAACAUUUUGGGACACCCGGUGUACGAUACGCGCGUGUUCACGCGCGAUCAGGAGGAAUGGAAAGAGAAAUAGGAGGAGGCGGAGUGUGCUAAGUGUAUGGGAGGAUGCUAUCUGUUUUCGUUUCCUUUUUUUUUUUUUCUUUUUUUUUUCUCUAAUAAUGAUUUCCGCCCCCGGAAGACGCGCGUCGUGAUCGAUGGAUCCGCGGAUGGAUGGAUCGAACGCACGUGAUCGGAAAGAGUGUGCACGAUCUCGAGAGUAAAGAAAUUAAAAAGAAAAAAAAAAAAAAACGGGGAAACGGAGAGAGUGCCGUGCUUUGUUUUUUUUGUCCCCCCUUUUUUUGGGAAUCACCAAGUGUACAUCACUUUAAAACGGAAGCUAAACCUACCCAUCUACCUUACCUACCACCUAUCGACGAAACUCGAAGAACAACAGCCACAACAGGAAGGUAAGCUAUCUGGUCUAGACGAUCUGGCGAGAUAGCGUGUCGAUACCCCUUUAGAAGAGGAAGAAGGGGUGAGAGAGAAAGAGAUAGCGGUAGAAACGGAAGAGGAAGAAUAAAAAAAAAAAGAAAGAGAGGGAGGAUUGAAUGUUACAGAAAAAAAUUUUUGAAUAAUCUAUCUUACAUGUGAUAAUCAUGGAAAUCGCGCAUCCUGUACAGUACUCCACCUCAUUCAUCGAUCAUCUACUAUACUAUAAUUAUUGAUUAUUAUUAAAAGUAAUUAAUAUUAUUGUAACAUGUGUAAGGUAUAAUAAUAAUCGUAAAAGGAACGUUAUCAUCUUGUGUAUGUGCGAGUAGGAAAGAAAAAAGACGAGCGUACGAAUGGAAGCGAGAGAGAGAGAGAGAGAGAGAGAAAAUUACAAAGAGAGCAAGAGAGAGAGAGAGAGAGAGAGUACGAAUGUAUGAGAUCGACCAGGAACAAUAAAAAAAAAGCAACAUAAACGAACGAAUGGAACGUGAGCGUGCUUGUGCAAGUGAGUCGGGGCAAAAUCGCAACAAAAAUAACAAAAAUGAGAAGAAGAAUGCAGAGAGAGACAAAACAAAAGAAAGAAAAAAUAGAAAAUAGAUAUAAACGAAUAUAAAAAAACGAAGGUAAAAAGAAAGGAAAAGAUUAAGGAUGGAAAGGAAAAAGAAAACUACUUUUCAGAUCGAUCGAUUGCGACUUGACGGGAAAACGCGCAUUUUAAAAAAGAAAAAAAAAAAAAGAAAACGAUUUUAAAAAAGAAGAAAAAGAAAAAAAAAAGACGAAAUGUUUCGUUUCAGAACAUGUAUAUGAGACUGACCCGGCCCGCCGCGGCCUCCAGAGUUUGCAAUCAACCGUACCUUUGUAAGCCGAAAUCGUGUUGUGUCUCUCGUCUCUGUCUACGCCCAUCCAAAUGCGUCCAUCCACGUACGACCAUCUCUGUCUAACAUCCCUAUCCGAUAAUUCGAAUCGUGUCAAACAAAUUGUUUCGCGAAAACCAACCAUGUUUCAAAUCAUGUAAACACCCGUGUUGUUCGCAAGAGGGGAGGAAAAAAAACAAAAAGGAGAUUAAAAACGAGAAGAAGGAUAGAAGACAUGCGACGUUCGCGUCUGUUCGCACGUGAGGUCGCGUGUCGUUCGAGACAGAGAUGGAUCGAGCGAGAUACGCGUAGAAACGGAACACAGAGAGAGAGAGAGAGAGAAAGAGAGUGAGACGGUAAGAAGAGACGAGAGGCAAAACGUGUGUAACGAUAGCAGAGAGAGAGAAAGAGAGAGAGAGCGUGUGUGAGAUGCGUGCGCGUGUGGGUGAGCGAGACGUGACGAAGAGAGUCAAAGAGUGACGAGGAAAGAUAUAGAACGACGAGAAAAAAAAGAAAGAAUACUGAGUGCAUUGAGAGUGAGAGAGAGAGAGAGAGAGAAUCGAAGUCAAGUGCGAUGUAAUAAUCGGCAUUAAAUAAAAGAAAAAAAAAAGAGAAACAAAAAAGGCGCAGUGUAAAUAGUAGAUUCGUAAGGCUAAGUCCUAGAAGGCGCGAGUGGGCGAGUUUUUUGCUUUUUUUUUUCCGGAGAAAAACGAAACGUUCGGUGAGAAAGGAGAAAGUGUGCGAGGGAGAGAGAGAGAGAGAGAGAGAUACGAUAAAUGGAAAAGAAUAGAGAAUGAAACAAGCGUGAGAGACGAAAGAGACGAAAAGAAAAAUAUAAAAAAACACACACACACACAGUGCGAAAAUAUACGCGGCGGGCCGCCGCCGACGUGUUGUUGAGACGCCCGCCCCACCCCCCUUAUGCCCCCUUAUGCCGUAGUACAGUCGACGCCGAGAGAAUUAUCGGUGCAGGAGAGAUAGAGAGAGAGAAAGAGAGAGAGAGAGAGCGAGCGAGAGAGAGAGUGAGAGAGAGAGAGAAUAAAAAAAAGGAGAAGAGGAAUAAAACGAUCAAUCGCGCGAGAAAUAAAAAAAAAAAUAAAAAAUAAAACGCAGCAGCAACAAGAACAACAAAUCUAGUGAACACUACACGCUUAAUGUAACAAUCCACGUAAAUACAUAACACACACAUGCGUUUUUGAAACACGGAAAUAUGCAUAAGCAGGUCGAACAUAGUUGAAACGAGCGAAAAAGUAAAAGGAAGAGCGAGAGCGAGAGAGAGAGAGAGAGAGAGAGAAAGAGAGGGAGAGAGAGGGAGAGCGAUAUAUUAGUAGAUAGAGCAAUCACUGCACACGCGAGAUAGGGAACGAAGAGAGCGUCGCAAAAUAGGGAAAAAAAAGGAAGAGAGGAAGAGAAAAAGGUGAAAAUCGUAGGGCAUGAAAAAAAAGAACUGCUCGAUGGGCAUGCAGAAAACCGUUGUCUCGCUACUUUUUUGUGCGUAGCACCGUUCACCGAAUCCCUUAAUCACACCACGCAGACAAGAAAAAAAAAAACAUGGAAACACGUAUACACACACACUCACACACACACAAUCCAACACAACACAACCCCGAAGAAGCUUCUAGUAGUGAGACCACUCUGUGUAUUUAUUGUAUUCGAGGACAAAGUCAUUCCCUCCCAUUUUUACGUACUGUGUACACGCAGGCAGAGACAUACACACACACACACACACACACACGGGAACACGCGCAGACACACGCUCCCUCGACUCGUUUUUUGACCCUUGAAAUCCUUCUUGCUGUCAUUUAUGCUACACACAUACACACCCUUUGAAACGAACACCCCCUUGUUUCCUUCCUGCAGCAGAUUAGCCAGAUCCCCGCUUAGAGAGCCAUCCAGAGAGCCUUGUGAACAGUUGUCAUCCGAAUCGUUGUAGCCUUAAGCCGAAACUGUGUACCGCACACAUUACACUAUGCGGUAUCGCAGCGUGGCGCAGCAAUUUUUCCGCUAUUCUUCGACAGAUCGAACUCUUGUCUCUUCAGCAAAUCCCCUCUCCGUUUGUCCAACUCUCCGUAUAAUUGUCCAUUAUUACGUCCUUUACCCAAACACUUUAACAAGAGUUAUCCCAAAACCGUUUUUCUCAGACCCGACCCCCUUGUGAGUCCUCAAUAUGAGCCCUGGAUAUGUCCCCCGCAAGCGAACUAGCGUUGAUAUUCGUAAUACUUGUUAUGCAUAAACUACACAUAAUGAUUAUUAUAGUAAACGAUACAUAAAGUAUGAUAUAUUUCUCUAUCCAUUAAGAAAAAAAAAAGGAAGAUGCAAGUAGCUGUUGUUUCUUGGUGGAAACAAGAUGAGAAACAAAGUGCAAGGCAGAGCGCAACAACAAAGAGUAUAGGGAGAAAAAAAAACGUAAAAAAAAAAAAAAUAAUAAAUGCGUAAUAAUAAAUGAAUAAUAUGAAUGGUGGAAUGAAUAAUAAAGAUAAAAAUAAAAAAAUAAAAUAAAAUUGUACGGAAAGAAAUAAACGAGCAUACCGAAAGUGUACUGUAUUACAAUUGCAAGAAUACAAACGCAGCCCCGCAUAUUGCCCAGUGAGCACGUCGUUUUGUACGCUUGGGAGUUGUGAGGUCGUCUGAAUAAACAUUGUCUGGUGAAUUAUACAGAAAACAA
Messenger RNA from Apis cerana (Asiatic honeybee), 9001 nucleotides. RefSeq names its product ecdysone-induced protein 75 (gene E75). Gene Ontology annotation, molecular function: zinc ion binding; RNA polymerase II cis-regulatory region sequence-specific DNA binding; nuclear receptor activity. The record is from RefSeq and is a predicted model, not a curated record. Gene Ontology annotation, biological process: negative regulation of transcription by RNA polymerase II; hormone-mediated signaling pathway; positive regulation of transcription by RNA polymerase II. NCBI's taxonomy places the organism in Eukaryota, Metazoa, Arthropoda, Insecta, Hymenoptera, Apidae.